Messenger RNA from Planococcus citri (citrus mealybug), 1509 nucleotides. RefSeq lists its product as uncharacterized. The transcript is spliced from 7 exons. Bases 333 to 1385 code for a protein of 350 amino acids. NCBI's taxonomy places the organism in Eukaryota, Metazoa, Arthropoda, Insecta, Hemiptera, Pseudococcidae. The record is from RefSeq and is a predicted model, not a curated record. Gene Ontology annotation, cellular component: nucleus; cytoplasm. Gene Ontology annotation, molecular function: protein serine/threonine phosphatase activity.
ACAAAUACAUUUGUGCAUAUAUACAUAUUUUGUACCUUAUUCUCUGCCGAAAAACCCAUGAAAAAUCCCAAUUUUUAUGGACCUUGAUAAAUUGAGCAAUUAGAUUUUUCAAAAAUUAAACAAUCUCGAAAUGCAGCCGGCGAGGGCAUAAGUAUAGGUAUCUCAAAUAGUUGGCUAUGAAUUACUUUUUGUCUCCUUUUUAAAAAAAUGUUCUGUUUUUCAACAAAGCGUCCAUUAGUAAAUGACGUAGCUUGUAAUUUAAAUGCCGGAUUUUUUAUUGUCAAAAUUUUAAAUUAAGUUUUUAAAUCUUUUCGUGAUAAUUAUUCAAUACGAUGAGUAAAGGAGCAGCUGCAGCUGGCGCACCUGCUGGUGGCGGGGGAUCGGGAAAUACUCCAGAUGUAGUCAUCGCCAAAUUAUUAGAUAGAAAAAAUUUCUCUUUUUAUAAAGAUUUGCAAAACAUCGAAUGUAAAGCUCCUACGAAUUUUGACGCCAAAUGCGUUUUAAAAGCUAACGAAAUAAUUUGGUUAUGUGAAAAAGUCAGAGAAAUCGUAUCGAUGGAACCUUCUCUCGCAGAUUUAUCCGCCCCCGUAAUGAUAGUCGGCGAUAUACACGGACAGUUCAGAGAUUUGCUUCUCGUAUUGGACUGCAUUAAAACGCCUCCUACGAUGAAUUUUCUAUUUCUCGGCGAUUACGUUGACAGAGGUGAAUAUUCGUUGGAAUGCAUAAGCCUCUUGCUGGCCUACAAAAUCAAAUACCCGAAACAAGUCGUUAUGCUGAGGGGUAAUCACGAAUGUGCCAGUUCCACAAGGGCUUACGGAUUUUACGCCGAAUGCAACGUUAGGUUCAAAGGAGCAGAUUUAUGGCAAUAUUUCAUGAAACUUUUCAACAUGUUGCCGGUGGCAGCCACGGUGGCCGACUCAAAAAUCCUUUGCAUGCACGGGGGAAUCAGUCCAGAUUUACAUACUUUCGAAGAUAUUAAAAAAAUCAAACGACCAUCCGAUAUUCCCCCGAAAGGUUUACUUACCGAUUUAUUAUGGGCCGAUCCCGAUAAAGACGAAGAAGGUUGGAAUCCAAAUAUUGACCGAGGAAUUUCAUUCACUUUUGGCGCCGAUGUUGUUUCGAAAUUUACAAAAAAACAUGAUUUAGCAUGCAUCGUUAGAGCUCACCAGGUAGUUAAAAAUGGAUUCGAAUUUUUCGCCAAAAGAAAGUUAUGUACGUUAUUUACUGCUCCUAAUUAUUGCGGAGUAUUUAAAAAUGAUGGAGCAUGUAUGAAAGUCGAACCUCCUCUAAAUAUCACGAUAAUUCGAUUAUUUUUCAAGCAUAAAGAAAACCCCGAUACGAAAAAACGUUGUGAAAGUUUACCGGUGAAAAUAUCCGGUGAAUAACCGGCAUCUGGAUUUACGGUUUUGUGAGUUGCUAUUCGUAUUUUUCGAAAAAAAUUCGUAACUUUUGUAUCGAUUUUGGUUUCAAAAUGUAUUUUAAAAUAUAUAAAAAUGUGCGCAACGCUGA